Bipolaris sorokiniana ND90Pr is the source of this 1266-nucleotide messenger RNA. RefSeq lists its product as uncharacterized. The transcript is spliced from 2 exons. The coding region runs from base 1 to 1266 and encodes 421 amino acids. The record is from RefSeq and is a predicted model, not a curated record. Lineage: Eukaryota; Fungi; Ascomycota; Dothideomycetes; Pleosporales; Pleosporaceae.
AUGCUUUCUUUUCUACGAAGGAUCAAAAGGUGGCGCGAAGAACGCAAGCUCAUCGAGAGCGUGGAGAAACAGGAUAAUCAAAUAGCCCAAACACCCCUAGUCGCCCUAAACCAUGAAGAGAGUGAGUUUAUCAAGAACGUGAAGGAACGGAAUAAUCAACAAGCGCAAGAGCUCCUCGCCGCCUUACACAACCUGCAGUACACCAUGGACCCGCUCAUAUCCGCUAAGGUCUAUAACAUUCGUUUCCGUCCACUUACUAGCCGGUUGCCAGAUGAACUCCUCCUCUGUGCUCGGCUUCGCCGCAAGCCCCACUGCUACGCCUGCGACAGUCUUCAUAGCGUUUAUGAAUUUUCCUCUGAGUACCAGCAAUCUUCGAGCCAUCAGCCAGAACGACGGUGCCCAGGGCAGCAGGGAUCGGUCAAGUUAUAUAAGCAUAUUCAAAUCAAUUGGGCCAGUAUCAAAGCCCAUAUUGAUGACUGGCGGCGGCAGCAGCUGUAUCGCGGAGGAGACUGGCAAGCCUGCCUUGAUAACUUCAACAUCGAGUGUCACGAUGCCAGCCAUGACAUAAGCUGCAAAGCCUCAGAUGAGCCAACCUGGCCUCGAGCCCGUCUGAGCACUAUAUCCAUCGACUCCAUCAGCCCAGGCACUGUAGUCCUCAGUAUAGAAUGGGCACCUCAUAGCCGCAUUGGUACGAUGGAUCUCACUGCAGACGGUCGAAUACCUGCACCAGAGCUGAGAUCGCCAUUUCAGAGACUUCGAGGUUUAGGCCCUGCCAACACUUUGUAUCCUGCGUCCCAUCUGGGCGAUUCACCCGAGAUGGCGUUCUUUGACCCACUUUCCCACCGUCGGCAUUUUGUUCACUACCAGAAUGGAGACGAUGAUCAAACAAGACCUCUACCACCCCCGCCCCUAUAUCUACCGUUUCAGAAAAGAAUGAGUCUGGAAUUGCUACUUAUUCUUCAAAGAGGGCUUCAUGGCAAGAAGCUAGAUAUGGAACUGCAUUCUCUGAGAAAUGAUGGUGAUACCUCCAUCUCCUCAUACUAUCUCACACUUCAUUACAAGACAGACAUCAUAGUCUGCAAGGUGAUGGACCUGGCGGAUCCUACUGUCAAGAUCGUCCCCACCGACUGUUGGCUACACGCCAUGGAUACGCAAACUUACCCGCAGGCAAGCCAUGUCAAGCCCCAGUGUAGGAACAUUGCUUGUGUCAAUUACUUCAAGAGACGCAAAGGCCGCCACUACUGCGAGGGCCGGUAUUUCCUAUAG